Messenger RNA from Phoenix dactylifera (date palm), 1596 nucleotides. RefSeq names its product multiple organellar RNA editing factor 8, chloroplastic/mitochondrial-like. Gene Ontology annotation, cellular component: mitochondrion. The record is from RefSeq and is a predicted model, not a curated record. Lineage: Eukaryota; Viridiplantae; Streptophyta; Magnoliopsida; Arecales; Arecaceae. Gene Ontology annotation, biological process: cytidine to uridine editing; mitochondrial mRNA modification.
UUUUAACCCCUGGUUCUCCUUAGGGUUAGGGUUUUUCCAAUGGCGGGCCGAGCCCUAAUCUCGAAGUUCCCCUCGGUGUCCCUCUCCCCUCUCCUCUCCUCCGGAUUCUUCGCCUCCCGAGCUCUCUUCUUUGCCCGUCCCUCUUCCCCUCUCCUCCGCCUCCGCCCUCUCCUGCCACUUGCCGACUACUUCCGCCUCCCCGUCGACGGCGGCCGCGGCGGUGUGGUCCGGUGCUUCUCGACCCGGCCUACGACGUCGUCGCUGAAUGAUCCUUCGCCGAACUGGAGCAACCGGCCGCCCAAGGAGACCAUCCUUCUCGACGGGUGCGACUUCGAGCACUGGCUCAUCGUCAUGGAGCCCCCCGACCCCAGUCUCACCCGGGACGAGAUCAUCGACAGCUACAUCAAGACCCUCGCUCAGGUCCUCGGAAGUGAGGAAGAAGCAAAGCAAUCGAUAUAUUCAGUGUCUACAAAGCACUAUUUUGCUUUUGGAUGCAAGGUUUCUGAAGAGACAUCAUACAAGAUCAAGCCUCUUCCAAAGGUGCGCUGGGUUCUUCCCGAUUCUUACUUGGAUGUUAAGAACAAAGAUUAUGGAGGGGAACCAUUCAUAGAUGGUAAAGCUGUUCCUUAUGACCCAAAGUACCAUGAAGAAUGGGUCCGGAAUAAUGCCCGUGCAAAUGAGAGAUCCAGGCGCAAUGACAGACCUCGUAAUUUUGAUAGAUCAAGGAACUUUGAAAGGAGAAGGGAGAAUAUGCAGAACUUCCAAAACAGAGAAGCACCUCCGAUGCCAAAUCAGAGCUUCCAAAGCCAGGGCGGUCAGAACCCUUUUCCACCACAAAGUGGGAUGCCACCCCGAGACAUGCCUCCAAUGCCUAAUGCACAGAAUGCCAUGCCUCCUAGACAGAUGCCUCCACCACCUAACCGUGACUACAAUGCCAUGCCUCCUAAUGUGGGUGGUAUGCCCCACAACUACCAGAGCCAAAUGCCUCCUAACCCUCAGAGCAGCUAUGCGCCAAACAGUGGACCUGGUUAUCAAGGAAGCCAGGGGUAUCAAGGAGGCAGUCCUGGCGGUGGCAUGCCUAGUGGCCCUGGUUAUCAAGGAGGCGUCCAUGGGUAUCAAGGGGGCAGCCCUGGGGGUGGGAUGCCAGGAGCCCCUGGUUACCAGGGAGGUGGCCCAGGUUAUCAAGGAGGCAACCCUGGUUAUCAGGGAGGUGGCCCUGGCUAUCAGGGAGGUAGUCCACCUUAUCAAGGGGGUGGCCCUGGUUACCAGCAGGAUGGACCUCCUUAUCAAGGAGGCAGCCCUAACUAUCAGCAGGGUGGACGUACUUAUCAAGGAGACGCUCCUGCUUAUCAAGGGAGAGACUUGCCAGGAAGAGAUCAUCAAUAGGAACUAUUUGCUAGAGAUGCUUGUGCAGAAUUGAGUAUAAGGUAAUGCAACUCUGUUGGAGCCAUAGUGCAGGUGUUAUUAAUGUUUAAAAGACUGGAACCUUAUCUGCAUAGGUAAUAUGUCCUCCGGAUUCUCUUUAUGCUUGUAAGAACAUGAAUCUCUGAGGUGUUAAAAGGUUUUGGAUUUUGAUCUGAAGUUUUUCUAGUGUUA